UUGGAGGAAGCAGGAAGUUCGUCCACCAAGAAGGAGCCUGAGCUCAUAAACAGUACACAAAGAACAGAACGAAAGUCAAGCACAAAGUUUCCCUCGUUUAUCGCAAUGGCCGGCAUUAAAGCACUGGUGGGUUUGUCCUUCAGUGGUGCUAUUGGACUUACAUUUCUUCUGCUGGGUUGUGCACUGGAACAGUACGGGGUAUACUGGCCGUUGUUUGUCCUGAUUUUCUACGUAUUAAGCCCCAUCCCGACCUUCAUAUCCAGACGCCUCAGUGACGACACUGACUCCUCCAGCAAUGCGUGCAGAGAGCUGGCCUAUUUCUUAACGACUGGCAUCGUGGUAUCAUCUUUUGGGCUUCCCAUUGUGCUCGCUCGCAAUAGCACAAUCCAGUGGGGUGCCUGCGGUCUGGUAAUGACAGGAAAUGCAGUCAUCUUCCUCACCAUCCUUGGCUUUUUUGUUGUGUUUGGGGGCGGGGAUGACUUCAGCUGGGAGCAGUGGUAGAGUGCCUGUAGACUGUGGACAGACGGAAGGACAGAUGGACAGGUGGACGGGUGGGUAGGUGGAUAGUUGAACGGAGGCACAUGUGUCCUGCACUCAAUAGGGGAUGAUGUUCAUGUACAGUGUAGGCUGCAAAAUGUCAAAUUUACUGAGUAUGUUUUCAGGCUGAUUGUUAUAUUAGGGGGGUAUCAGAGUUGGAGACAACACUAUGUACCCUAUUAAUGUGCCUUAUGUCUGAGACCAGAGAGACACUGAUGCCGAUGUCCCUCUUAUUCUGUAACCCCAUCACUAUCCAACUUAACCUGGGUAUUUUAGCUUGUCUCGCCUUUGUUUCAACCCCCAAAUCACACAGCUCAUUGCGGCUGCCUGCUAUUUCAUUAUGCUUCAGUUAAUCAAUAUCAUAAAGGGAUUCUUCAAGAGUAACUCUAUUGUAAUGUACACUGCAAUGCUCACUGCAUUAUCUGUCCUCAUUAUUUAAAGGGGGAGUGGCUAUACUGAAUUAUGGCUUGCUUAUUUUGAGCACUGUAUACUGUUUAAAGUGUGAAAGCAGGGGGAGUUAUCUUAAUCCAUUCAAUCUGACAACUAGUUGUAGGACUCCUAAUCAGGUAAAGAUGUGUUUGUUUUCAUUUUGCUGCGAGACUUUAAAGCCUUACUUUUUGUUAUGGUGCAAUUGUUUACAUUCUCACCAAAGAUCAUUUUAGAGUGCAAAAAUGGAGCAGAUUCACCACUGAACUGUCGGUGUCGAACUGUGCUAUAAAGCAACAUGAUCCUCAAAAGCAAGCUGAGGCACUUGAGCACUGUUUAGUGAAUAUCAUACAUCUAAGUGUCCAUGUUCAGUUGUCGUGUGAACAGGACAGAGGAACCACCCGCAUCCAUGUUAUAUUCCUGCCGACAACGAAGAAUACUGUUGACAAGAGCAUGGUAUGAAUUUGUGAAUCAUAUUUUUUACAUGUUGAAUGGUAAAUACAGUACAUGUGUGUUUUUAGGCCAAGUGUCCUAAAGGAGAGGGCUUUACCUGCAAACUCAUUCAUAAGUGCCUGCCAUUCACAGUGUAUAUUUUGAUUAAUAGAGAAAUCACUGUGAUUUGGUUUCAGUUUUUUGUCUUUCAUCAUCAGAGGAUGAAAUCUGUAUUUGUAAAUCAAUUCACAUCCUCAUGUUCUAUUUCAUUAUUGUCAGUACCUAACAAUUGAUGAGGUUCUGUUGAUUGUAUGAUUUGCUUACUUCAUAGAGACUAUCACAGAAUUUCCAGUUAGUGUCCUAUACAAUUUCUUAUUUCCUAAUUUGCUUUACAGGGCAAAAUGUUUUACUGUAUGUCUCACAACUGACAUGUUCAUUAACAAAAGCUUGUUCAUUGUGACUCCCAUACCCACACUAAUGAGUGCUGAAGAGCUCUCAGAUGUUAUUUUAUAAGCUCCUGACUGCAUUUUGUUUUCUAACAUUGAUUAAAACUCUCUGUAUA
Messenger RNA from Chelmon rostratus (copperband butterflyfish), 1957 nucleotides. RefSeq names its product leptin receptor gene-related protein. Gene Ontology annotation, cellular component: endosome. NCBI's taxonomy places the organism in Eukaryota, Metazoa, Chordata, Actinopteri, Chaetodontiformes, Chaetodontidae. Gene Ontology annotation, biological process: late endosome to vacuole transport via multivesicular body sorting pathway; negative regulation of growth hormone receptor signaling pathway. Bases 106 to 501 code for a protein of 131 amino acids. The transcript is spliced from 4 exons. The record is from RefSeq and is a predicted model, not a curated record.